Molecule: messenger RNA, 1154 nt
Organism: Lagopus leucura (white-tailed ptarmigan)
Lineage: Eukaryota; Metazoa; Chordata; Aves; Galliformes; Phasianidae
Gene: SP7
Product: Sp7 transcription factor
Exons: 1
Coding region: 84-1154 (356 amino acids)
Biological process (GO): regulation of transcription by RNA polymerase II
Molecular function (GO): DNA-binding transcription factor activity, RNA polymerase II-specific; RNA polymerase II cis-regulatory region sequence-specific DNA binding
Source: RefSeq, a predicted model, not a curated record
UUCCUCUCCCCACAGACCGCCAUGGCUCCGUGCCCGCGCUGACGGCCGCCCCAUCCCGCAGCACCUCGGGGUGCCUCCCCACCAUGGGGGAUUCCUACACCGCCGCUUUCCCCAGCGCCGCGGGGCUGCUGUCCCCGUCCGUCAGCCCCCAGGCGUCCCCCGGCCCCUACGGCCCCGAUUACGGCCCCUUCGGUCACCCCUUCCCCACAGGCACCGCCACGCAGGAGGUGCUGGGGGCUCCGGUGGUCGUGGCCACCAAAGGCCACCCGUCGGGCGACUGCUUGCCGGGGGUUUUCCCCCCGCUGGAGAUGCCCCAUCCCUACGGCUCCUGGUAUAAAGGCGGCCUCGGGGGGGGGCUGCCGGGGGGGUCGGGGCCGGCGGCCCCCGCUUGGUGGGACGUGCACCCUAACGGGGGUUGGCUCGGGGGUCCGGGGGGCGCCGAGGGGCUGCAGGGCUCCCUGCAGGCUCAGCCCGCGCUCAGCCCCCCGCUGCCCGCUUACGGCUCCGAUUUCGGGGCCCUCAACCCCCCGCCUUACGGCGGAGCUCCGGGGGUGACCCCGACGGCGGCGGCGCCACCGAAAAGCGAAGCGGGGGGGGGCAAAGCGUUGCGUGGAGGGGCCGGGGGGGGCGGCGGUUCGCCGGGCGGCCGCGCUUCGUGCGACUGCCCGAACUGCCAGGAGAUGGAGCGCAUGGGGGGAGCGGCGGCGGCGGGGGGGCUGCGGAAGAAGGCGGUGCACAGCUGUCACAUCCCGGGCUGCGGGAAGGUGUACGGCAAAGCGUCGCACCUGAAGGCGCACCUGCGCUGGCACACGGGGGAACGGCCGUUCGUUUGCAAUUGGCUUUUCUGCGGGAAGCGCUUCACCCGCUCGGACGAGCUGGAACGCCACGUGCGCACCCACACCCGCGAGAAGAAAUUCACGUGCGUGCUGUGCAGCAAACGCUUCACCCGUUCCGACCACCUCAGCAAACACCAGAAGACCCACGCCGACCCCUCGGCCCCCAAAGCGCCUUCCGAGCCGCCCCCCACCGCUCCCCCCGCCUCUCAGAACAACCCGCCCCCCCCCGGCCCUCCCGGCUCCCCGCGCCGACCCGUCGCUCCGUCGCCCCGGCGGGAUGCGGGCAGCCCCGAGGCGGGCAGUUUGCUGGAGAUCUGA